Molecule: messenger RNA, 1035 nt
Organism: Beta vulgaris subsp. vulgaris (sugar beet)
Lineage: Eukaryota; Viridiplantae; Streptophyta; Magnoliopsida; Caryophyllales; Amaranthaceae
Exons: 3
Coding region: 64-894 (276 amino acids)
Molecular function (GO): tRNA binding
Source: RefSeq, a predicted model, not a curated record
AAUUUACAUUCCAAAGAUAGAGAAGAGCACACAGAAGAGUAGAAUAAGCAGAGAACAACAAAAAUGGCAGCUGCAAAUGCAAACCUCUUGAAAACAAGAGGAAGUUAUCUCCUUUGCUACUACAACCACAACACUAUCCUAACUCAUCACACUCCUCGUUUCCUCCCAUUCUCUCUCCUCUCCUCUUCUAAACCUCCAUUUCUCUCUCUCCUGUCUUCCACUCCUUCACUUCCAUCUCCAAUCUCCAGACGCCAUUUUCGCCACCUUUGCACAGCACCAGAUGCUCCAAUUUCAACUUCAACAUCAACAUCAACCGCAAUUGACGCAUCUUCCGCAAAUGCAGCUCCUCCUCCGCAAAUGCAAUCGGCAGAGUCGGUGAAGGAUGUGGCGAGUUCGCUGGAUAUUAGGGUUGGGAAGGUGUUGAAGGCGUGGCGGCAUCCGGAUGCGGAUUCUUUGUAUGUGGAGGAGGUUGAUAUUGGGGAAGAGGAGACUAGGACUAUUUGUAGCGGUCUUGUUAAAUAUCUUCCUCUUGAUCAUCUUCAGGACAAAAAGGUGAUUGUCCUUGCCAAUCUGAAACCAAGAAACAUGCGUGGUGUCAAGUCGUAUGGUAUGCUUAUGGCUGCUUCUGAUGCGUCACAUGAGAAUGUUGAGCUCCUUGUGCCUCCCGAGGAGUCAGUUCCUGGUGAAAGAGUCUGGUUUGGCUCAGAAGAGGAAAAGGAAAAUCAACCCGCUGCUGCAACUGCUAAUCAGAUUCAAAAGAAAAAGAUCUGGGAAAUCGUUCAGCCCCAUUUGAAGACCGAUGCUUCUUGCAUUGCAAUGCUCGAUGAGCAUUACAUGAGGACUUCUGCAGGUCCUGUGGUUUCCAAAUCCCUAAAGAACGCAAAUAUAUCUUAAUUCAAUGGACAUCAUGCGUCAUUUAGCUGAUUUUUUUAAUUCUAUUCUUUCAAUUUAGUAAACGUAACCUUUGUAACAGUGACAAACUAUUGAUUUCUUCAUGUUCUUCAGUAAAUGCGGUUAUGGAUAGCCUUUUGUUUA